GUUCUCGGGGCUGGAAAUGAAACGGCGCGGCGCGAGAGCGGGACGGAGCGCGUGAAGCGGAACUGGGAUCACUUCAACGCCCCAGUUCGGCAGAUAUGAAACAAACUGGCAUGCAAAGAAAGCAGACUUCAGCCGUGAAAGCAAGCAAACAAACUGGAUGCCAACCUGAAAAACUUGUGCAUCCUUCUUAAAAGAUCCGAGACAGCAGUGAAAUUGCAGAAAGUGCACACCCCUGCCAGGACCAUGAGCGAUGAGCCGCCUCUGCUGACCAGCCUCACAGAGAACGCCACCGAUGUGCCGGUGCCAUCGGGAAGGCAAGAGAACUAUGUGCUGCUGCUGGUGAUGCUGUGUGUGUUUGCUGGAGGAACACUGGUCCUGCUCUCCGUUCUGCUCAUUUUUUGCCACCGUUGCUGUCAGAGUGGACGCCGCUACUCCAGGGCCAGCGAUGACCUGGAGAAAACCAACACCACAUAUGUGGAAGAGAGCCAACCUACACAAGAUAUCACCAUCAGGAUGGAGAGCACAGACACACUGUCCACCUCCAGCUGCCAUGGCGAUGCUGAUACGGAGCGCUUCCAGUCCUCAGCGUACACAGGCCGGCGCGUCUCCUUCAAUGAGACAGCCAUCUAUGAACAGAGCAAGAAGAACCAGGAGAAAGGACGAAGGUACACUCUUACGGAGGGCGACUUCCACCACCUGAAGAAGGCUCGUCUGACCCACCUGCACAUCGCCCCUCCAGCUAUGAACAUCCUGACCAUUAUGGAGUGUGACUCACCUGAGAACAGCAUCACCCUGCGAGAACAGACGCAGCACAAACCAUCUCUGUCUAUAUUUCAGCCUGGUGAGAGUGGCCUGCCUGAUUCACCAGUGUCCUGGAGCAGCCAGAGCCCCAGCUGUGCUCUCCCCGGAGACACAUUCAACUCUAUACUGGACAGCAGCUUCACUCCCAGCGGUGCUGAGCACAGCUCCGAACCGCCUCGAUCCAGAACUAUGGAGGUGAUAGGAGCUGGUAUGAGGAUAGAAGGUGACCCUGGCUCCUCGCCAGCAAUAGGAGUAGGCGGAGUAGCUGGAGGAGGAGGUGGAGGCCCACUCUCAGGACAGGGCACCAUGCUUCACUUCCUGUCCCGGCUCAGACGCCAUGCCAGCCUGGAGGGAGCCAGCCCCUACUUCACCAUCAAAAAAUGGAAGUUCGACAGCAGCCACAGAGCAGCCAGUCUGGACAUGAGAGGUUCUCCACGGAGGCGGACGUUUCAGAGGCAGAGAGCAGCGAGCGAAACUCUGGAUCAGGGAGAGGAGGACUCCCAGCAACCUGGAGCAAGUGGGGGCAGUGACUUCCUAUUGUGUGCUUUUCCUUCUCAGUCACAGUCUGACCCCCCUAGGCGACUGUCUGCUGGCUCCUUGGAGCCGUCCACUGCAGGCUGUCUGCCUCCACCACCAGUCGCAUUUAGCAGGUUAGAGGUUAAAGCUGUUUUGGAGAUGAGUCAAGGUGCCAAGGAAAGUAGGACUCAAACCGCCAACAAAUUCACAGAAUCCAUUGGGCUUCGUGGGGAAGAAGAGGUGGAGGAUGGGGAUGGAGAGAUCAUAUUAGGAGCAACAGGAGGAGAAGGCACUAGUACUGAAGGACAAGCUGAGUUUGGCUUGGGGAGCAGGCAGGAGAGCCUGGAGCAGCCAAACCUGUACCGGGAUAUCUGGAGCCUACGUGCAUCUCUAGAACAAUAUGCCUCUUCUGAUUUGAGCAGCAAUGACAAAGACUCCACACGCAGUGAUGCCGACAGUAUCUGUUCACUAGGGGGAGCUGGGGCUUCCAGAACUGGUGUGCCCAGUUACCAAUCUCAGGAUAUCGAUGACGAGAUUGAUGGAGAUAGCGAGCUGCCAUAUGAUGACAUUGGGAAGGAAGUGGGUGAAAGGAGGAAUGGCAGGGACAGUGUAGACUCCGAGAGAGGCAGCGACAGUGAGGCAGGGAGCCGGAAGCUUCUGCAGAUGGACAGUGGCUAUGCCUCCAUCGAGGCUCCAUGCAAAGCUCCCGAAGAGCUGCGACUGUUCGGAAGUACAUCUGGCAAGACAGCGUCAGAGCGGCGGCGCUUCUUCACUAACGCUGGCCGGAAGGGAACUGUGUGUGAGAGCUUUGAGACUCGGCUGUUCAAAGAGGAGCUGGAAGAUGAGGCUUCAGAAAGCAGCAUUAGUAUAGAGUCAGAGGGUCUCAGUACUGAAUCCCAGAGCAGACCAAGUGUUUCACCCAGAGACACACCUGAACAGUCGCAAACCAAGCCCAGGCCACGUUUCCGUCGCCGAGACUACAGCAUUGACGAGAAGACGGAGGCUCUGUUUAAUGAAUUCCUACGUCAUGAUCCUCAGUUUGACCAGCAGGGAUCACCUUCGCUCCGGCAUCGGCAUCGCUCAAGGAUCCACUUGCGCAAGCAGUGGCAGCGUGCCAAGCAGUACAGCGACCCAGGAGGAGCACGUUAUUCUCCAUCCCUGGAGAGACAGCGUAGCUAUGCCCUGCGGAGAGGCGAUAGUGCCAACUACCCACUGGACACACGGUACCACAGCACUCUGCCACGUAUCGCGAGUGCUGCAGAUGAGGAGGCUAGUGAAGGAGGGACUAGUGAGGGAGUGGCCAGCGAAGGUACUGGCAGUACCACCGAAUCACCCAAGGCCCAUGGCAGUGGCCCAGCACCUGAAGACAAUGCCAACAACAGCAGUAACAACAGUAGUCCUAUAAUAAAGUCAUCAACAGAGGGUCGUCCAACUCUGUUCUUUUCCAGCCCCUCGCAGGACAGCUCUGUGGAAGAUUCUGGGAUACUAGAGGACCGCGGAAGUGCUAGGCAUCAUGCAGAGACACACAGAUGGUCGCAGAUGGCAGUCACAGACACCAGUUCAUCAAAGACGGGCAAUGGGCAACAACAUACACAUACAGACACAGUCACCCGCAUUCAGAAAAACGUACUUCAUAUGGACCAGGACCCUAUGGACAAAGGCUAUGUGCACAGUGUAGUGGACAGCCCAUCAGAUAAACUGGUGAGCAACCUGGAUGAGCGGCUGUACACCAGCCUAAGGAGGACUCAGGCCAGUCAGGAGUGCAUGGUGGCUGUGACCCGCACCUCCCCAGACCUCCAGGACUAGCAGCAUGAACAACAUAGGCACUCUAACUGACCAGGGACAGGAGUAGAUUGUCUCAUCAGCAGGACAUCUCAGAGUAUGGGAGAGAUGAAUCACACAAGCUUGUAUGCUUGACGUGUGAAGCCAAGCUUAUUUGACUCUACCAUAAUCUCAGCCGUCCUCAGAUAAAUAAUGCAUGUGUGUUGAAUCAAUGGCCGCUCUGGUCCCUUAUGCAGGGGUCAUUGUGCGUGCAGCAACCUCAAACUGGGGAAAGGUCAGAAAAUGUUAUAAAAAGUAGUAUCUACAGACAACCACAUUGGAAAGGUGAGAAAAUAAUUUUUUCUUGAAGAGGUCAAUGGUAUCACUUCUUGCAAAUUGCACUGUGAAACAAGGUAAAUUAGGGUGCUUUGGGAAACAUACAACUACAGGGCGAUUCAACGAGUAAUCCUGCAGUGAGAAAUAAUCACAGAAAUCAUGGUAAGGAUGGUAAGGAAUCAGGGCAGAACUUGGUUCCCUCUCAAAAUAAGAAGUGGGGUAUAAGUGAUACUUCUCCCAAAAGAAGUGGUCUCUUACUAAAUUAAUUAUGAUUGAAUGAGUCUCCAGAUCCACUCUAUGCUAUUUUGGGGACUCUGCGCCAAUUUGGUCUUAACACUCCCGUCCCAUCAGUGAGUUACACUCUUUUCUCAUCCAUGUCUAAGAUUUAAGCAAUUCACCCAUGACAUAAUUCCCCAUUUGACACUUAGCUCAAUGUUUUAUGAGUCUAAUUUUUUGCACCAAUAGACCACUGCUAAAGCCCCUUGUCAACCAUCGCUUUUGCUCUGUUGAUGUUAACACAGCAUGUCACGCUUGUGAAGAGCUGCCUCAUCUAAAUGUCAAUAGCGUACAUUGAAAAUGAGGAGGACGGAAAAGAAAACUGCACUUUUGAUCAAGGGAGUCAACUUUAAUGCUCCCUUUGAUUAAUUCUCAUCUCAUUUUUCAAGUGUCCUUGUUUGUAUGAUAUCGAGUUGACUCCGACAUCAAUCUUGGGAGGAGGUGGUGAAAGAAAUGUUUCAAGUGUCUGAACAAGAAGUCAGAUAGUCACUUUCCUUUUUGUACUUUAAUGUUAUUUAUUGAUUUUUUUCAUUUAAAUAAUUACUGUAUUUAUCAAUGUCAUUUCAUUUGUCAGAGCUUAAGUUUUUUUUCUAUCAAAUGUUCUUUAAAGAGAGUAAACAGGGCAGAGGAGAGAGUAAGCACUUAUGGGUUGUGCAUAUCACUGAGUACUGAACACACUGGCAAAAGGCUUAGUGUGCCUGAGGGAUCUAUCGGUGUGAUAUUGUUUAUCCAAAUCAUGUUUGAGAAAAGCCAGGUAUGUCAAGUCAAAUGAUUACGAUUAUCGGAUAAUUCAUGGAAAAGCCUUAAAAGUAAAUCAAAAUAAAGGGUUUUUGGAGUGGUGUCAGAAA
Pygocentrus nattereri (red-bellied piranha) is the source of this 4538-nucleotide messenger RNA. RefSeq names its product voltage-dependent calcium channel beta subunit-associated regulatory protein. The record is from RefSeq and is a predicted model, not a curated record. The transcript has 11 exons. Gene Ontology annotation, biological process: negative regulation of calcium ion-dependent exocytosis; negative regulation of voltage-gated calcium channel activity. Gene Ontology annotation, cellular component: plasma membrane; secretory granule. The coding region runs from base 244 to 3123 and encodes 959 amino acids. Gene Ontology annotation, molecular function: transmembrane transporter binding. Lineage: Eukaryota; Metazoa; Chordata; Actinopteri; Characiformes; Serrasalmidae.